Messenger RNA from Cooperia oncophora, 228 nucleotides. The record is from the annotation of a GenBank genome assembly. Lineage: Eukaryota; Metazoa; Nematoda; Chromadorea; Rhabditida; Trichostrongylidae.
AUGACAGCUGAAAGCAUCAAAGCCGAAAAGAUUGAGGUUGAAGAGAAACCGUCUGCAUUCCCCUCGCCUGCCGUCAACGAUACCUCUUGCCUGCCCGACAUCAAUAAUCCGAUUUAUCAGCAGGCGAUGUAUCAACAACAUGCCUACAUUCCGCAAGGCAUCACGUUCCCAUUCGCUCAGGGUUACUCAACUACCGGUCAAUAUCCAUAUUCACAGUAUCGAUUGUAA